GAAAAUUAAAUAUUUAAUAAAAAAGAUCUUCAUUAAAGUACUGUGAUGUCACUCGCAAUAACAAUAAAUAAACAUAUUAUGUGAAAUAAUCUCGCAACCAAUAACAUUGUGCAACUACCAUGUUAAAAGUUGUUUUUAAUAUUAGACUAUUCAUUUGACAUAUACCAUACCAUAAGCCUAAUUUUAUACUUGUUAUUAUAGUGACCUGUUGUGAUAUGAAAGUAUUAAAACGAAUAAAUAAUGUUAAUUAGUUUCGAUUUAAUUUUUAACGAUUGCUUAUAAAAUUUCCAAAACCUCAGCAAGUAUUUUAAAAUCAAGGGAUUGCAAUCUAACCUAAGUAACAGGUGUUUCAAAGGUGUGUCGUGUCAAAUUUAGACAAAACCAAAGAAAAAUGAACGCUUCGGAGAGCGGGUUUAACCCGGCCUUUAAUAUGGCGACAAUCAAACAGGCCAUUAAUGAAGCAGUCGAAAGAGUUCGAAUGCCAACUCCAACGAGACUUAGAGAUCUGAUAAGACAGAUUCGUGCAGCAAGAACUGCUGCUGAAGAAAGGACGGUUGUGAAUAAAGAGUGUGCUUAUAUAAGAUCCACUUUUAGGGAAGAGGACCCAUCGUGGAGAUGUCGCAACAUAGCAAAACUCCUUUACAUCCAUAUGCUCGGAUACCCUGCUCAUUUUGGACAACUGGAAUGUUUAAAAUUAACAGCAAGUUCACGCUUUACCGACAAAAGAAUAGGAUACUUAGGUGCCAUGCUUUUACUAGACGAAAGACAAGACGUGCAUUUGUUAAUCACAAACUGCUUAAAAAAUGAUCUUAAUUCCAACACGCAGUUUGUGGUCGGUUUAGCCUUGUGUACAUUGGGUGCCAUAGCGAGUCCUGAAAUGGCUAGAGAUCUUGCAUCAGAGGUAGAACGUGCUUUGAAGUCUCCAAAUGCUUAUAUUAGGAAAAAGGCUGCUCUGUGCGCUUUUAGGGUGCUUCGGAGGGUUCCAGAGUUGACUGAAAUUUUUUUGCCGGCUACUAGGAGUUUGUUGAGUGAGAAAAAUCAUGGUGUACUAAUAACAGGAGUAACCCUUAUUACAGAAAUGUGCGAAAGCAGUCCAGAUACAUUAAAUCAUUUUAAAAAGAUUGUUCCAAACUUGGUCAGGAUUCUCAAAAAUUUAAUCCUCUCAGGAUAUUCACCAGAACACGACGUGUCUGGAGUCAGUGAUCCUUUCCUACAAGUCAAGAUUUUACGAUUGCUUCGUAUCCUUGGACAUAACGAUGCAGAAACCAGUGAAUCUAUGAAUGAUAUCCUGGCUCAGGUUGCUACGAAUACUGAAACUAGUAAAAAUGUGGGGAAUACUAUUUUGUAUGAAACUGUUCUGUCCAUUAUGGAUAUUAAAUCCGAAGUGGGCUUGCGAGUACUAGCUGUCAACAUUCUUGGUCGCUUCUUAUUGAACAGUGAUAAAAAUAUUCGAUAUGUUGCUCUCAAUACUUUACUCAGAACUGUGCACGUCGAUACAUCAGCAGUACAAAGGCACAGAUCUACAAUAUUGGAAUGUCUAAAGGAUCCUGAUGUUUCUAUUCGAAGACGAGCCAUGGAAUUAUCUUUUGCUUUGGUGAAUGCACAGAAUAUUGAAAGCAUUUGUCGUGAACUGUUGAUAUUCCUGGAACGAGCAGACCCUGAAUUUCAGGCCCAGUGCUCAAGUGGAUUGGUGCAUGUUGCAGAUAGAUAUGCCCCAAAUAUGUGUUGGCACCUGGAUACACUUUUGAGAGUCCUGACAGCGGCUGGUAACUAUGUGAGAGACGACGUAGUAGCCCACACAAUCCAAUUAAUCUCCGGAAGCACCCCUGGUGAACAACAGUACAUCUGUCGAAAACUCUGGGAUUCCAUCACCCAACAGAACAAAGCUGGAAGUUCACCUGUCUCGAACGGGGGCCUCACAGCAUUCCAAGUAACGGGUGCUCCGAGCGAGAAACAACCAUUGUUACAAGUGGCUGUAUGGACGAUUGGGGAAUUUGGAGACUUAUUGGUGUAUGGGGAAGAAGAAGUCCUUGGAGGUGCAGAUUAUGUGGUGCCAACUGACGAUGAAGUCAUUGCAGCCUAUAAGAAGAUGCUGUGGUCGACCCAGCUUAAUGUGACGAGCAAACAGUUUGUUCUGGUGUCGCUUGCUAAAUUGAGCACGAGGCUGAAGACUGGACAAGAUGAUAUCCAUGCAAUCCUGGAUUCCUUCGGGUCUCAUCUUCAUGUUGAUUUACAACAAAGGGGCGUCGAGUUUUCACAAUUGUUCAGAGAGUAUUCACAACUAAGACCUGCUUUGCUGGAAAGAAUGCCCCCGUUGCAAUCUAUAGGACAGCAGAAGAAUAAUGAAAAUGGUGAUGGAUUACUUGAUGAUGUUUUGAAUGUACACGAUGAUAGCAAUGUUAGUAGUGCUGCAUCUAUGAACACCAACUCUAACGAUGCAAUGAGUUCUGCCUUGCUAGAUCUUCUUGGAGACGCAAGUCUUGCAUCAACCCAGCCAAGCAACACGACAAUAAGCACCAUACAACCUGCACCACCAGCCGAUGGUACCAGUAAUCUUCUGGAUCUGUUAGGAACGAUAGACUUUACCCCCAGUCCAAUGCCAACAAUACCUGGUGCCAAUGUGCCGGCCAUGAACAACUUAGUUUCUAUGAAUAACAUGGCUAAUAUACAGACGAUGCCAAAUUAUUCCGCAUUACAACAACAGAAUGUGCCAAAUAUUGCACCGAUGGCUCCAGGAGGAGGAGGAGACUUGUUGGGAGGAUUGUUAACGGAUGACUUGUUAGCCCCUGUUGUACCAAAUAAUGUGGUGGAUUUAGGAAAACCGCCGAUUGUGGCGCUUGAUAAAAAUGGUUUGACGGUCAAAUUGUACUCGAACCAGAUGAAUGAUUAUUUACAG
This is a messenger RNA of Ctenocephalides felis (cat flea), 2896 nucleotides long. RefSeq names its product AP-1 complex subunit gamma-1 (gene AP-1gamma). Lineage: Eukaryota; Metazoa; Arthropoda; Insecta; Siphonaptera; Pulicidae. Gene Ontology annotation, cellular component: AP-1 adaptor complex; Golgi apparatus; membrane coat. Gene Ontology annotation, molecular function: clathrin-cargo adaptor activity. Gene Ontology annotation, biological process: Golgi to vacuole transport; receptor-mediated endocytosis; intracellular protein transport. The record is from RefSeq and is a predicted model, not a curated record.